Molecule: messenger RNA, 3058 nt
Organism: Salmo salar (Atlantic salmon)
Lineage: Eukaryota; Metazoa; Chordata; Actinopteri; Salmoniformes; Salmonidae
Source: RefSeq, a predicted model, not a curated record
CUCUUUCUCUGUAUCUAUUUCUCUAUCACUUUCUCUCUUUCUCUCUCUGUCUCUGUCUCACUCUCUCUCUCUUCCCCCGAGCCCUCUAUCUUUCUCUGCAACUUUGAGUGGUUUGCUCAUAAAGUAACAAGUUACCCGGAAUCUGUGAAACACCAUGACCAUGAACCACACAACCAGCAGCAGCUAGGAAACACACACUCUGAAACUUCCACCAUCAGACUGAUCAACACAGUGACAGACCCCAAACACACCCACGCCUCAUUGUCUAACGCUCAGUCUGAGUGAAGGGUUAUUUCAGAGAGCAACUAUAGAAUGUGACUUCCUUUUCAACUAACAUACAGGAAUUAUUUUAUAGAACAGCAGCCCUCAUCAAAAGGAAGUCUCUGCUCUUUCUCUACUCUACUAUUCCUUCUCGGUGUGUAUCGGUUAGUCAACUGCUAGCUAGCUACCAGUGACAGUGCUAGAUAAGGACAUCAGCCAGAGGAAACAGUCAAAGCCUUACAGAGAUGUCUGGUGGUCCCUUCUCCUGCUUCUCCAAACAGGGAAUACUACUUCUCCUAUUCUCCAACCUCCACUAUGGUUUAGGUGUUCAUCUGAUCAUCAACAAGAGAGUGGGGGACUCCGUGGAGCUGCUGGCAGGCUUAGAGAGAGGACAUUUCAAAUCAUUGGAGUGGAAGUAUAUGGGAAAGGAUAUUAUAGAAUUCAACUCAGAAGUUGUAUAUUCACCUGGAUCCCAGUUUGAGGGGAGACUAAAGAUGAACACCAAAAACAUCAGUUUAACAGUCAGAGAACUGACACUGCAAGACUCAGGGGAUUUUAUACUUACAGGUGAAGGGGACAAAGGUCAGAUUGGCAGUAAGACCAUCACUCUGAAGGUCCACGAGCCUAUAUCCAAGGUGGCGAUCCAGACAGACAUCAAGCGAUUGGCCAACCACUCCUGUACGGUACGGCUGGUGUGCAACGUGUCCUGCUACUCCAACAUUACCUACACCUGGGAGAGAGACAAUGAGAUCUACGGGGACGCCCAGCAGAUUUACUUCUCUCUCUCACCAGCAGAGAGAGACAUCAGUGUAAAGUGCAACGCCUCCAACCUAGUCAGUUGGAAAACUGCCUCUACGACAGUAAAGUGUAGUAAUGACACAACCGCCCCAGGACUGGUGUGGUUUACCAUCUACAUCGGAGUAUCAGUAGGAGGCGCUGUGGUGCUGAUCCUCACUGUAGCAGUGGCAGUGUGCUACUGCAGGGGCCGAAGUAACACAGCAGAUCUAACUGACAACACAAUAUAUGCUGAUGUUAUGAUCAAAACAAGAAGUAGAGAUACAAGAUCAAACAGUCAUGUAAACCCAAUAUCCAUCUAUGAAACUGUCAAUGAUUUGGUUAUCCCAAGAUUGAACAAGCCGCAGACUCUGUAUGCCAAGAUCGCAGUUGGACGCCCAGAAGGUCCCUCCUCUCCCUACCAGAAAGUACUGUGAGCUGAACAGGAUGUGUUCAUAGGCUGGGCCUUCCAUAGAUAUGGAACCCUCUGCAUGCUCUGCAUCUUACACGUGUUUAUUCUGAAGAUAGGCCUAGAUGUAACUGUCUAUUUGCUUACUUUUACUUCCUUCUCCCUUUGAUGAUUCUCAUAUAUACAGUAUGUCAUAAGGCCUUAGGCCUUUCUUUGAAGGCCUAGUUACAAUUAGAAGAUUCUGAAAUCUGUUAUAGGCAGUAGUAGGUGUUGUGAUCAGACAAGCUCAUAUGUCGAAUUUCUAUUUUCUAGAUUAAAGAAAAUAUAUGUAGAUAAUAGCAUGACAUUGAUUAGUGAGGUGGAUUUAUGCCUGUGAAUAGAAAGUGUACUCUGUUGCAUUAGGAUUAUGUGCUCGACAGGCAUUGAUGAGGUUGAAAUCAGAGAGUAUAUGCUGGAGAUUCUUUGUUACAUGUGGAUUGUAGUUGUUUUAAAAAAUGUUGUCCGCAUGUCCAAAAUGGCAUUCAUGUCUGUCCCUAUGAUCAGAUGGAAUUCAAUUAAUUCCCAAAAAUAUGCCGUUCACAGAACAUUUUUUUUUAUACCUUUUUGAAUACGCUGAGUGCCUUGCAUUUAGAGUGAAUUGUAAUUAACUCUCACAACUGUAUUCGUUAGCGACAGAGACAUGAUUGUUGUAUUGAAUGGUUUUCAGUACUGUAGCCUUCACCUAGUGAAUGUCUAAGUGAAUAUGUUAUCUUUAAAAUUAACUCAUUAUGACAACACAUUACAUAUAUCAUAAAGCCCCUGAGGGCCUAGUUAUACCCUAACACAAUGGUCUUUAACUCCUGGUAUACAGGCCACAUGAAGCCUACAAGUCACAUUAUGUUGGCUUGCAAAGUGAUGUUUAAUUCCUAUUGGAAUCCAGCCAGAGUUAGGACAUCUAACAAUUGGAACUUUUAAUCACACGCAACCUGCAUUCAUCAGAAUGACUGUUGGGGUAGGGAAGAUUGAUUACUGAUUAUUGAUUACUGCCUAAAUCAUAUAAACUGGAACAGCCAUAACAGUAAUGUGUGAAAUAAGUCGAACUACUAACAGAUUGGAUUAGUUUGAUUGGUUGAUUCAUCUUAUGCUACACAAACAUAGAUAACCUUUUCAUGUGUGAGUUCCAAACAUCUCUAACGGUCUUCCCAAUGUGAGUUUAUUUAUGCACGUGAUGUUUGAACGUUCUCUCCAUUCCAGAAUGUGAUUGUUAUGCAACAGUAUAUUUAAUCCGCGCUGCCCUCAAACCUAGCACGCAGCCUGUUCUUAUUUAUAGGCUGUUUUCAACUUGUCAAUUUCAAAUGAUUUUCUAACAAGUUUUUAAUUUUCUAAGAACAGUUUGAAUUGAGGUGUGUUCCGCCUCACAUAAAAGUAGUCAUUUAUACUUAUCCGGGCCCAAUUGUUUUGGGACAUUUCUGAUCCGGACAAAAUUCCCCAAGAACUUCCCAAUUGUUUGUGCAGUUCAAGUCUGCAGACAUUUGCGCAUCUCCCGUCCUGCACACACAUGUUCCACAUGUCCCGUCUGUUGCCUGCAUCGCAGUCAUUGGUGUUUUCGUUACCAAUAAAAACUUUGUAAAUGUG